Molecule: messenger RNA, 6986 nt
Organism: Beta vulgaris subsp. vulgaris (sugar beet)
Lineage: Eukaryota; Viridiplantae; Streptophyta; Magnoliopsida; Caryophyllales; Amaranthaceae
Exons: 28
Coding region: 253-6738 (2161 amino acids)
Cellular component (GO): RNA N6-methyladenosine methyltransferase complex
Molecular function (GO): RNA binding
Source: RefSeq, a predicted model, not a curated record
UUUGGAGAGUAAAGGGUUUUGAGGACAUGAAAACGGAGUCCACCUCUAUAGGAGAGAGAGAGUAAAAGAGGCGGAAAGAAGCAAAGCACGGUGUGUUCUGUUCUUCAUACUUCCUCCAUCGGAAGUGCGCAACACACACACAAGUACACAACAAACAUCUGCAAGUCUUGCACUUACUUCCUAAAACCCUACUCUUUUUCUUCAACACAUCUCACUCCUUCAUCUCUGCUUCUAAGAUCCCAAUCUCUCAACAUGGUUCGACCCGAACCCUGUGUUCUCUUCGCCCAAACCUUCGUCCAUCCUCAAUUGGAUGAAUACGUUGAUGAAGUUAUAUUUGCUGAGCCAAUUGUGAUAACUGCUUGUGAGUUUUUGGAGCAAAAUGCAUCUUCAGCUUCUGCUGCUGUUACUCUUCUCGGGGCUACUUUACCUCCUUCAUUUGCUUUGGAGGUAUUUGUUCAAUGUGAAGGAGAAGCAAGAUUUAGGCGUCUUUGCCAACCAUUUCUAUAUUCACAUUCUUCAUCCAAUGUGCUUGAAGUUGAGGCUGUGGUGACUAAUCAUCUUGUCGUGAGGGGCAGUUAUCGCAGCUUAAGCUUGGUUGUAUAUGGAAACACAGCAGAAGACCUCGGGCAGUUUAAUGUUGAAUUUGACUUGGACAACUCUGUAACAAAUCUUGUUUCUUCUUCCGAGAUGAAGCUUGAGGACCUGCCACCUCUAUUACAUUCUAGAAAUCCUAAACAUGAGGACACCAUUUCCUCUCUGAAGGCAUUAUCUUCGAUGCUCCCGGCAACAGAUAUUUCUGCUGAGAGGCGACAAUUUUUGCAACUUAUAUUGAAAAUAUUGGAUGUCCCUGACUGUGGUGAUUUUUUUCAGAAGAUUAUGGCUUUAGUUACUUCUGUAGCUGCUUCAUUCUUCACAAUUGACUUAGCUAGCACUGGAAUCACAUUUCAAGAGUUGAAUUUAGGCGCAGUAUUAAAUUUCAAAGGAGCUUCUCAUGUUUUUACGGAGGCAAAAAUAAAUCUUCUUGAUCUUUGCAAAACAUAUGUGGAAGCAGGACACAUAUGUGGCGAUUUCUUGGUAGAUUGCAGUUUUCUCGAGUCUGAAGCUGAGCUAGCCACUUCUAAGGAGUUGGUGGAUAUUUUUUUUCAGCACUUCCACUUUGACCGGGAGACAAUUGUUGGACAUCCUCAUAUAUCACAGAGUAAUAAUGUACUUCUUUGGUUGAGUCUAGCCUUGAUACUAAGCUCUGGAAAAGAGAGCUGUUUUCAUUAUGUAAAUGGUGGAGGAAUGAAACAGCUUGCACAUUUCCUUAGCCAUGACAUGCAAAACAGUGCAACAGUUACUUUGAUGCUGCUUGGAGUUAUUGAACAAGCAACUCGUUACUCUGUUGGGUGUGAAGGUUUGUUAGGUUGGUGGCCUCGUGAAAGUGAAGAUGUUCCCUCCAGUGUUAGUGAGGGAUAUAGCCAGUUAUUAAAGUUACUGAUGCAAAAACAACGACAUGAUAUUGCUGCAUUAGUGACUUAUAUCCUUCAUCGGUUGCGGGUCUAUGAAGUUGCUUCUAGAUAUGAGUAUGCAGUACUCUCCAUAUUGGGAGGACAUUCUGGUGAUGGGAAUGCUACAACCACGACUUUAAGCAUGCUUGUGAAUGCUAAGUUACAGCUAAGGAAGCUUUUGAAAUUAAUAAACUCAUCUGGCUGGGUUGAAGAUCCUUCGCCUCUGGCCUGUGCUAUCCGAUCAUCGAUGAUGUCAGCUUCCGAAGGAGUAUCAUCGUUCAAAGCAACUGGCAAGCUCAUUGCUUCCUCAAGUUGUCGCUUUCUGCAUCAGGAAAUUGAUGCAAAGCUGCUUUCGCUUAUGAAGGAGAGGGGAUUUCUUCCAUUGUCAGUUGCAUUAAUAUCGUUGCCAAAGUUGCGGGAUGAAAGAGGACAUGCUCUUGAAUCAUUUUUGGAUGUGACAUCUUCUAUUGAAGCCACAAUUCUUUCAUUUAUGUUUUGCCGCUCAGGUCUUGUCUUCCUGUUGCAGCAUCCUGAUCUUUCCUCCACAAUCAUUCAUGCAUUUAAGGGGAAUGAUGAAGUGAUUGAAUGUAUUCCUCUUCGAUAUGCAUCUCUUUUGGUAUCUAAAGGGUUCUUUUGCCGUCUACAAGAGGUUGGAUUAAAUAUUGAGAUGCAUCUCAGAGUUGUUAAUGCUGUUGGCCGUUUGCUUACAUCGACACCAUGUUCAGAGGAACUUCUUUGGGUGUUGUGGGAGCUAUGUGGUCUCUCCAGGUCUGAUGGUGGUCGUCAAGCAGUACUGGCUCUCGCACACUUCCCAGAGGCUAUUACAAUUUUGAUUGAGGCACUACAUUCUGCCAAGGAAUCAGAGUCCAUUUCUUUGUCUUCUGGUACUCCUUUGAAUCUUGCAAUUUUUCAUGCUGCUGCUGAAAUAUGUGAGAUCAUUGUUACAGAUCCAACCUCAUCUUCAGUGAGUGUCUGGAUUGACCAUGCAGCUGAGCUUCAUAAAGCUCUGCAUUCCUCUUCUCCUGGAUCUAGUAGAAAAGAUGCCCCUAGUAGACUCUUGGAGUGGAUAGAUGCUGGGGUUGUUUACCAUAAAAAUGGAGCUGUUGGUCUUUUGCGUUAUGCAGCCUUUUUGGCCUCAGGAGGUGAUGCUCAUAUAACUUCAACAAAUAUUUUGGUCUCGGACUCUAUGGAUGUGGAGAAUGUAGUAGGUGAUUCUUCUAAUGAAUCUGAUGUCAAUGUUGUGGAAAAUCUGCUUGGGAAACUUGUUUCUGAUAAAACCUUUGACGGGGUUCCUCUUCGUGAUUCAUCUGUGGCUCAGCUGACGACAGCAAUCAGGAUUUUGGCUCUCAUUUCUGAGAAUGUGGACGUUGCUGCUUCACUAUUUGAUGAAGGUGCUAUGACAGUUAUCUAUGCCAUUCUUGUGAACUCCAGAUUGAUGCUUGAGAGGUCUUCCAAUAAUUAUGAUUAUCUUGUCGAUGAUGGUGUAGAGUGUAGUUCUACAUCUGAUCUAUUGCUGGAGCGUAAUCGAGAGAAGUACUUGGUUGAUCUUUUAAUUCCUUCACUUCUACUGCUUUUAGAGCUUCUGCAAAGACUAAAGGAAGCCAAAGAACAGCAUAGAAAUACAAAAUUAAUGACUGUCCUUCUACGGCUACACUGUGAAUUAAGCCCCAAGUUAGCAGCUUCUGCUGUGGAUCUGUCCUCAUCCUAUCCCGAGUCUGCACUUGGUUUAGAAACAGUUUGCCAUCUGAUUGCGUCAGCUCUUGCUUGCUGGCCUGCACAUGCUUGGGCUCCUGGUCUUUUCCACACACUUCUUGAUAGUGUUCAGGCAGCUUCCUUGCUAGCAUUGGGCCCUAAAGAAACCUGCAGUAUGCUGUGUGUAUUGAUUGAUCUCUUUCCAGAGGAGGGUUUCUGGCAUUGGAAGAAUGGUAUGCCCUUGAUGACAGCUGCUCGAUCAUUGGCUUUGGGGACAUUGUUAGGGCCUCUGAAAGAGAAAAAAGUGAAUUGGUACCUGGAGCACUCAUAUAUUGAGAUUCUUCUUGGUCAAUUGAGUCCACACCUUGACAAAAUCGCACAAGUUAUCCUUCAUUAUGCUGUUAGUACAUUGGUCGUGGUACAAGACAUGCUUCGAAUACUGAUACUUCGUAUUGCACGUCAAAGAGCAGAAUAUGCUAUUGUGCUUUUGCAGCCUAUUAUUUCUUGGGUCCAAAAUCACGUGGCUGAACCUUCUUCUCUGGGUGAUAUGGAUACGUACAAGGGUUAUAAGUUACUGGAUUUUCUUUCUCUUUUGUUUGAGCAUCCACUUGCUAAGACAUUGUUAUUGAAAGAGGGUACUCUCCAGAUUUUGACAAAAGUGCUAGGAAGAAUUUACGCUCAUGGGAAAUCUGUUUCGGAUGGAAGAAGCUCACUAAAUGCUGGAUUCAGUAUAUAUAAUUGCUGCCUCCCUGUGCUCAGGUCCUUGACUCUAAUUUGUGAUACUCGACCCACUCAGAAGCUGUAUGGGGUGUUCGACUGCAAUGAGAUCUUGAGUACUGAAGAUUCUGCUGUUAUCUUAAACUAUGUAUUCAAGCUCUGUCAGCUUCUACCAGUUGGAAAUGAAUUGGUUGCUUGUUUAACCACUUUCAAAGAAGUAGCUUCUCAUGCUGAAGGUCAGAGAGCACUUUUUGACGCUUUCCUGUUCAUCAGAUCCGGUAAUACCAGCGAAAACCAACCAGGAAGACCACAGGAAUUCCAUGGGUUCUAUAAUCACUUAAUCGAUGUUGAAUGGAGGAGAUGUCCUCUGUUAUGUUGCUGGAUUAAUUUGUACAGAUCAGUUGAGAACGAGGGUCUAUCCACCUACUCAGUUGAUGCUGUUGGCGUGCUGUCAGUUGGUGCAAUGAGAUUUUGCAUUGAAGGAAAAAGUUUCAAUAAGGAUAAAAUUGAUGCUUUGAAGUACUUCUUUGGGCUUUGGUGUGAUACUGAUGAAACAAACGGCACUCUUGAGGAAAACAUGAAGUAUGUCCAAGAUAUGUCUUCUCUGUUGAGUUCGAAGAUGACUGAUAAUGAGUAUGCAGCUUCAUCACAUCUGAAGGCGACUUUGCAUCAGGUUGUGGAAUCUGCUAGGUGUCUUUCAUUAUUGCUUCUGAAGCCCAUUGAUGCACUUAAGGUCAAUGAUAUUAUUUCAGAGGGAGUUCUUUUGUUUUCUCCUGAUGCUAAACUUUCUACAAAGAUACAUUUGCUGACAGACAGCAGUUCGGAAAGGGUUGAAAAUGAGUGGAAUAUCGGAGAGUUAAGUGACCAAUUUCAAUGGGAGUGUCCUGAAAAUUUGCGCAAUAGGCUGUCUCAGGCAGGUCUUCUGGGCAAGAGGAAGAUAUCAACAGUCGAUGGAGCCAACAGGCAUGGAAAAGGAGAUAAUGCUCCAGUCGAUGUACGAGGAUCUGGACCAUCUAUAGCACCUCCUAUUCCAACUCGGAGAGACACCUUUCGGCAACGCAAGCCAAAUACAAGCAGGCCUCCGUCUAUGCAUGUAGAUGACUACGUUGCCAGAGAAAGAAAUUCUGAUGGGGUUUCUAAUCCAAAUGUUAUUGCAGUUCCACGCCUGGGGUCUUCUGGUGGGCGGCCUCCAUCCAUUCAUGUUGAUGAAUUCAUGGCCAGACAAAGAGAGCGUCAUAAUUCGGUUGCUAUGGCAGGUGUAGAGGUUGCAUCUCUAGGAAAAAAGGUUACACCUGAGAAUGACAAUGGUACAGAAAAGUCCAACCGAUCUAAGCAGCUCAAAGUUGAUCUUGAUGAUGAUCUUCAAGGAAUUGACAUAGUAUUUGAUGCUGAGGAGAAUGAACCUGAUGAUAAGCUGCCUUUUCCUCAAGAGGAUGAUGAGAUCCAGCGGGCUGCAUCUGCUUCAGCAGAACGAAGUCCUCAGCAUUCAAUUGUUGCAGAAACAGAAAGUGAUGCCAAGGACUUGGAAGCAACUGUAGCUUCCAAUGCAGAUGAGAAUACGCAAAGUGAACUUUCCUCAAGAAUGUCAGUAUCACAUCCUGGAAUGCAACUAAGACGCGAGCCCAGUGUCUCCUCAGAAAAGAAAUAUUUUGGGAAACUUGAUCAGAAUAACGGUACAGCUAUCAUUUCUGACGGCUUUGAUUCUGCGGUAGCAAAGACAUCCGGAUUGUCUGCCUCUAAAUAUGGUAAAGGUACAUCAAUGGCUCAGGUACCGAUGGAUUCAAGGACGCCACCUCCCAGUUAUUGUCCAGAUAAUAAUCUUCAAAGGAUUGGGAAUGUGGCCCUUGGUGGACCACAAGGCCAUCAUGAACAGAAAUAUAUGCCUAAUCAGCCACCAUUACCUCCAACACCGCCUCCAUCAACAAUUUCGCCUGGGAAAUCACAGGUUGAUACUAACUCAGGUUCAGCAUCACCAUUUGUCAAUCCUCACAAUGAUGUGCAGCCGCCCUUGUAUCAAAACUAUACACAAACGGAUUACCAGUCUUUUGGCAGUGUCCCCUCAUCGUUAGCAUCUUCCAACUUCAUGUUGGAUUCACGCUAUGCACGGACAACUCAUUCUUCCCCAGGGGGCUCUAAUAGGCCUUUGCCACCACUUCCUCCUACACCACCUCCUUUCUCAACUACCCCAUUGAAUUUACCAUCCAGGUCUUCUGCAUCCCAAUCCUCGGUGUAUGCUCAGAAUAACACAGGAGUAAAUGAGGUUUCACAGUUUGCACCUCCGCCAUUGAUGCCUCCAGGUUUUAAUAGACCAUCUUCAAUGCCAUUUACUAUGCAUGGGAAUAUUCCUGUUCAACAAAGUGACAAUGUUACUGGCGUAGCUCAGAACAGCAAUGCUUCACAACCUCCAAUGCAAUCUAUGCAGCCACUUCCCCACCUGCAGCCCUUGCAACCCCCUCAACUGCCUUGUCCUCAGCUACCUCACCAACUAAGACCACCAAUGCAGAAUCCUCUACAUACAGAGCAAAGGGGUUCUGCGUCCCAGAGCCAUGUUCAACCUCAGCAAAUUUUGCAACAGUCCCAAAUGUCUCCAUAUCAUUUGUACUAUCAGAAUCAGCUGCAAGAUAACUUCCCACAUUCACAGCAACAACUACAAGUAGCCCAUCACCAGGGAGAGGCUGUUACCCAGCAGCAGGUGGACUCCUCUAUGUCACUGCAACAGUACUUCAGUUCUCCCGAGGCAAUUCAGUCUUUGUUGAGUGAUCGUGAUAAGCUUUGCCAGCUUCUAGAACAACACCCAAAGUUGAUGCAGAUGCUUCAGGAACGGCUUGGGCGGCUCUAAACUGUACUUCAAAGCACUGAAUUAUCAUUUACUCGCAUCUACUUCCUCUAUCAGAAUUUUGUGUCUGCAUUCUUCUCAUCUGCUUACAGAAAGCCUUGAGUGUCUGAAAUGUUUUUCAGGGUUUCAUCCUCUUUGUAUUUAUGUCCACAAAUUUUGCUGUAUAUGUAUAUAAACAUCAUUCCAAAAAUUGUUUGUACAUUCUUUGUUGCAAUAUCAUAAUGUGCAUAAAUUUGAGCUUUCAUUGGGAA